AUGGAUAAAUUAGCCAAACAAGAUAUAUUAACCUAUACUGGAGAAGCUUGUUUUGACAAGGGUUUGUGGUUGUAUGAAGAUGGUCAAUGCCAAUUAUCAAUGGUUGGAAAGAAUCAAGCUAGUGGGUCAGUGUGUAAUGGUCCAGAUGACUACACACUCGUUAAAAUAGAGUUUGAUCCAAACGUCAAUAACCAAAGAUUCAAAGGUCUAUGUGAAUGUGAUCAAUUUAGAGAAUCUCAUCAACCUUGUAAGCAUAUAUCAGCACUUGGACAUGCAGUUAGAAAUUGGUUUAUUUCUAAUCCAUCUUUGACAAAGAGUCCAAAUAGUUCAACAACUCCUUCAGAACCAAUUACUCUACAAAAUGUUAAAGGUAUUUUAAAUUCAUUUUCAAAGGAUGAAUUAAUUAAUACACUUUAUAGAAUUUAUAAUGAUAAUCCUCAAUUAAUGUCAAAAUCAUUAUUAAAUAAAUAA
This is a messenger RNA of Cavenderia fasciculata, 471 nucleotides long. RefSeq lists its product as uncharacterized. The transcript is spliced from 2 exons. The record is from RefSeq and is a predicted model, not a curated record. Bases 1 to 471 code for a protein of 156 amino acids. Lineage: Eukaryota; Evosea; Eumycetozoa; Acytosteliales; Cavenderiaceae. Gene Ontology annotation, molecular function: zinc ion binding.